Messenger RNA from Bursaphelenchus xylophilus (pine wood nematode), 1796 nucleotides. Lineage: Eukaryota; Metazoa; Nematoda; Chromadorea; Rhabditida; Aphelenchoididae. The record is from the annotation of a GenBank genome assembly.
AUGAUAAGUCCUACCAAAUCACCUGGCAAAUCUAGAGGAAAAAGGAGGUGUGUAUUGAAUAACGCUUUUAAUCUUAAUGCAUUGGGAUUUAAUCACAUUGCUUUAGAAUGUCGGUAGACGAUGCUACCGCUGUGGUAGUUUCCAAACUCCACGCGGCCAUGGAUAAGUUGGAUACACUUUGGAAUAAGGUUUCAUUGGAUCAGGGGGCGCGAGAACUUCGCAUUCAAGCAGCCCAUGAACAUUUCUUCUCUCUUUUGGAUGAUAUUGUAAGUCCUGUUUUUCCGUUUUUUAUUGAGUAUUUUAGGUUGAAAGCGAAGAAGAAAUGGUAAAGGGUGUCGAAACAGACAUCAAGUCAGCUCUGACAAUGAACAAUUCUAUCAGGGAAGAACUUCACGAACCAGAAUUUAGAGUGAAAGAUUACAAACCUUUGUCUGUUGCUCUUCUUAAGGCUCUAAGAAAGGACUUGGAGAAGUUGAAGGUCUUGAAGGAUAGGAAGAUGGCCAAACAGCUUAGCGUAUACGACGAGUUAGCUCAAAUCUGCAACAACCUAGAUGAAGAGGUUCCUGUAUUUGAGGGAGUCGAGGAUAGAGUGAGUUUCAGAUUACCCUUGUAUUAUUUUUCUUUAGAUUUUGUCUCCAGAAAUUGUUGAAAGCAUUAUCGAGUUGAAGAAAGAGAAAAAAAAAUUGCUGGAGCAGCGAUUGCAGGAACUUGUCUUGCUUCAAAACAAGGCUAACAAGAUGAACCAAGUGGUCAAGAAUAUUUCUUUGGAAGAAUUUGAGAAGGAAUUGUUGAGUUUGGACUUCCAAUCGAAGCAUCGAGUUCCUUUAAGCGAAACAUACAUUUCACAGUUUGAGAAUCUGCUACAGAAGGUAGCACCUGUUUUUUUGCAAAAUAAUAAUAGUUUAGUUUGAAAAUGAAUAUCAAAAGUGGCUCGAGACAAUCGAGUUCGAAUAUGCGGAGAUCUAUGAAGAGCUGAAGGAGCUGUCCCAGAAGUGUUAUGCUCGAGAAGUCAUCGAUGCGUAUGACGCGGAAUUUUUGCCUGGUAAAUCAAUAGUCUUUUCUAUAUAUUUUUUAGAAAACCACACCGAUGAUGAUUUAAACAAGAUGCGAGUCGAUUUGGAACGACUCAGGGAAAGAUAUGAGACAGGCAAACCCAUUUACGACAAGUUUUAUGAAUGGUUCAACACUUUCGAGUCAUUGGAAGCAUUGGAAGAAGAGAUGAAGACUGAGGCUUACAGGAAAAACCGAGGUGGAUGUUUGAAUCGAGCUCUGAAACAACAGAAGAUCCUGAAGAUAAAGUUGAACAAGGUAUUGGAAGAACUGCAAGUUCAGAGUGAGAAUUCCCCAAGUGUCACAUUAAAUGGCAUGCCGGCCUUUGACUUUGUCCAAGACUUAAUUUCAAAGAAGGGGGCGGAAAAAGAAAAUGAAAAGGUUGUCAAGGUGGGUAUUACUUUUGAAUAUGGAUUUUGCGAUUGUAGAAGAAAACUCGUGAAGAACAGCUGAAAAUGGAACAAAGAUUCGGAAGUUCUUAUAGUCCUCAGAAAGUGCAAUCCCCCAGGAAAAGGUUGCAGACGCCUCAAACAGUUGGAGUAAUUCGCGCGAAAAAAAGGAGAUCCUCGAGUGUCUCUGCUAUUGAACCGAUCUCCAAGGUAACAUUCGUCCAUUCUGCCUGAACAUAAGUUUUGUUUUAGACUCCAGGGCCGAUGUCUUCCUCGCCCAAACCCACCUAUAUUACACCUUCUCGAACCCCCUCUCGGCUGAUUGCCCCAAAAAACUUUAGAUCUGCACGUCGAUAG